CCUCUGGGAUACCGCAGCAUGACCGCCGGAAGCCGGGCUCGGUGGCUCUCGCUGGUGGCCCUUUGCUGGGCUCUGGCGUCGAGGGGCGCGACCGGCUCGGCUUGCGCUCCGUGCAAGCCGGACCUCUGCGCGUUUGUGCAGUGCGCCGUGCCGGAGCUGACGGCCCGGGACGAGUGCGGCUGCUGCGAGCGUUGCCUCGGCGCGGAGGGGGAACGCUGUGGCGGGACGCGGGGCGCUCGCUGUGGCCCUGGGUUGGUGUGCGUGAGCCAACGCCAGGCAGAAGCGCCCGAAGUCGACGCCGACGCCGAAGAGGGAACCGGCCGUUGCGUCUGCAAGGAGGACGGCGCCGUCUGCGGCUCCGACGGCCGGUCCUACAGUAGCGUGUGCGCUCUGCACCUGCACAGCUGGCGCGCGCUCCUCGACGGCCGCGAGCGCGUCCGGAAGGCCCACGACGGCGAGUGCAAACUUGCUCCUGCUAUAGUUGUGCCACCAAAAAGGAUUCACAAUGUAACUGGAGCCCAGGUCUAUUUGUCCUGUGAGGUGAAAGCUGUUCCAACACCAGUCAUCACUUGGAAGAAAGUCACGGAGUCCCCCAAGGGAGUUAGGCUCUUAGAAGAAUUGCCCGGAGACAGAGUUAACAUGGCUGUUCAGGUUCGAGGUGGUCCCUCUAAGCAUGAGAGCACAGGCUGGGUUUUGAUUAAUCCUCUGACAAAAGAUGAUGAGGGUGUUUAUCAGUGUCAUGCCACAAACAUGGUGGGAGAAACGCAGGCAGAGGGGACUAUUAAAGUCCUGCACCAAAGUAAAAAUAAGAAGGAUCACUUCCCAGCAUCAGAAGACGUGAAGUAGCAAGACCUCCUCCAGUGGGAUCGGAAUUGAACACAAUCUAGACACCAAUGGAUGGAUUAGUGAUUGCUUUCUUACUUUCUGAAGACUAGAAGACACUAUCUCAAUCUUUUCUUGAGUAAUGGUGAUAUUUGUACCCCCUUUUUAGUGUUUGAUGAAUAUUGAACAUGUAGUUAGUAUGGAACGAAGACAUAAUAAAAGCAUGUUUUUUUAAAAAAAUGUUUUUAUUGGCACGCUCAAAGUACAUCUAGAAAACAUUACAACUUACUACAGCAACAAAUUAACUGGCAAAAUAGUAAUUACUGUAUUCAAGGCCAUUUAAAAUUAAGACAUGGACAAAAUAUUCAUUUGAGCUCUCCCUUCACUAAGCAAUCAAUUCUCCAUCAUUUUUGUCCAUAAAACUAAAUGGCCUACCUACUAAAU
This is a messenger RNA of Notechis scutatus (mainland tiger snake), 1266 nucleotides long. It is a transcript of the gene IGFBPL1, whose product is annotated as insulin like growth factor binding protein like 1. Lineage: Eukaryota; Metazoa; Chordata; Lepidosauria; Squamata; Elapidae. Gene Ontology annotation, biological process: regulation of signal transduction; regulation of cell growth. The record is from RefSeq and is a predicted model, not a curated record. Gene Ontology annotation, molecular function: insulin-like growth factor binding. Gene Ontology annotation, cellular component: extracellular region.